Molecule: messenger RNA, 2237 nt
Organism: Anoplopoma fimbria (sablefish)
Lineage: Eukaryota; Metazoa; Chordata; Actinopteri; Perciformes; Anoplopomatidae
Gene: uap1
Product: UDP-N-acetylglucosamine pyrophosphorylase 1
Exons: 11
Coding region: 117-1679 (520 amino acids)
Biological process (GO): UDP-N-acetylglucosamine biosynthetic process
Molecular function (GO): UDP-N-acetylglucosamine diphosphorylase activity
Source: RefSeq, a predicted model, not a curated record
GGAGCCCUGAAACCAGUACAAGACACCAGCUCAACGACUGGGUGGCAUUAAUGGUCUUAACCCCGACAGGAGCACUUGUUAAAGUGUGGCAGAGUUAAUCAGAAUCACUUUUCAUCAUGGACCCAAACGCCAGCGGACUCGCCAUGAGGUUGGCCGAAGCCGGCCAGUCUCACCUCCUGCAGUUUUGGAAGAAGCUGAGCCCCGAGGAGCAGAGCGACCUGACCGUUGACCUGCAGGGGAUGGACUUUCAGGAGAUCAAUGGGUUCUUCAAGAAGGCCAUGGACACGUCCAGCAGCGCCAAACAGGAGAAGCUGGACGCCCGCAUGGAGCCGGUGCCGCGGGAGGUGCUGGGGAGCGUGACGAGAGACAAGGAGAGACUGAAAGACUGGGAGGAGGCAGGUCUACACUGCAUCUCUCAGAGUAAAGUGGCGGUCUUGCUGCUGGCUGGGGGCCAAGGAACCAGACUGGGGGUCUCUUACCCCAAAGGCAUGUACGACGUCGGGCUGCCGUCCCACAAAACCCUCUUUCAGAUCCAGGCCGAACGCAUUUUGAAACUGCAACAGCUGGCUGAGCAGAAGCACAAAAUCAAGUGCUGUAUUCCCUGGUACAUCAUGACCAGCGGCAGGACAAUGGGGUCCACCAAGGACUACUUCUCACAACAUAACUAUUUUGGCUUGGAGAAGAACAACAUCAUCUUCUUCCAGCAGGGCAUGCUACCAGCCAUGGACUACAACGGCAAGAUCAUCCUGGAGAGCAAAGGAAAGCUCUCCAUGGCUCCUGAUGGUAACGGGGGUCUUUACAGAGCUCUGGGUAACCAGGGCAUCAUCGAUGACAUGGAGAGGAGGGGGACUGAAUUCAUCCAUGUGUACUGCGUCGAUAACAUCCUGGUCAAAGUGGCAGACCCCUCCUUCAUUGGUUUCUGUGUGAAGAAGGGAGCGGAAUGUGGAGCUAAGGUGGUGGAGAAAACCAAUCCGACGGAGGCGGUGGGUGUGGUCUCUAAGGUGGACGGGCAUUAUCAGGUGGUGGAGUACAGCGAGAUCACCCUGGCAACCGCUGAGAAGCGCAGCGAUGACGGCCGACUGAUGUUCAACGCCGGAAACGUGGCCAAUCACUUCUUCAGCUUCUCCUUCCUCAGAGACGUCGUACAGAAGUACGAGCCUGAGCUGCAGCACCACGUGGCCCAGAAGAAGAUCCCGUAUGUGAACGCGGAGGGUCAACUCGUCAAACCCGACAAACCAAAUGGGAUUAAAAUGGAAAAGUUUGUCUUUGACAUCUUCCAGUUCGCCAAGACGUUUGUUGUCUACGAGGUGCUGCGGGAGGACGAGUUCUCCCCGCUGAAGAACGCAGACAGCCAGGACGCAAAGGACACGCCCACCACAGCCAGACACGGCCUCAUGUCCCUCCACCACCGCUGGGUGCUCAACGGCGGGGGCCACUUUAUCGACGAGAACGGCAGACAUGUGCCGGCCAUACCAAGAGACGGAGCAGCAGGCAGUUUCACAGAUGAUGGCAACAGAAACCUGAAGGAUGGAACAGACCUGCCAAUCAAGUGUGAGAUCUCCCCGCUGGUGUCCUACGGGGGAGAGGGUCUGGAAGAGCUGGUGAAGGGACGAGAGUUUCAUCCAAACCUGUUGAUCGACGAGAAAGGAGUCCACGAGCUGGUGAAGAACGGAGUUUAGACGAUGAAGGCGAGGGACAGAGGGACGACCCAAAGACCAACCUCCCUUUGUCUCUGGUGGGGGGGGGGAGAAACUGUGACGACAUCACUGUGCAAUAAUGUCAAACGUCGCGUGCACGUGUUGUUGAAAGAGGCCGUCCUCUCCAACAAAAUGAAUGAACGAUCCAGAUGAAGUUUACUUGUCAGCGCCAUGUUUUUCACUGCUGUGUAUGUUUGACGUCAUACUAAGUUCAUGUUUGUUUAUGAAGAGCACUUGAACACAGCAUAAGAUGAAGGAUGAAAUCCCUGUCGCCCACCGACUGGAUGAAGCAGUCUUCGGGUGCAAUCUAUUUAUUUUGCUUAUGAGACUUAUUUUUAUAUGUACGGAUGGAUGCUCUAUAGGUGGAAAUGACCAUCUACUCAUUUUACCUGGUGAUUUUUAUACGAUGUCUGACUGAGAUGAUCAGAAAGAUGUUGCUUACUGGCAUGUAAUCGAGGUACAUGGUAUGGGGGAGGGGUAUUUAUAAUAUCUGCAUCUUUUAUGCAUGUAAUCAUUGAAGAUGAGAUAUUAUUCAGCUUU